AUGUUGUCAAAGAAGUGGAACGCAAAUAAACAGAUCUCUAGGCAGAUCUACCAGUUAUAUAGAGGAGUGUCCAACAAGAGCUCUACGGUGAGUUUGGAGGAGGCGAAACCCUAUGCAGAUAUUCCGGGACCCAGCAAAUUGCAAUUGAUACGAGCUUUUCUGCCGGGCGGUCGCUAUAAGGAUUUGCCGGUUCACGAAAUGUUUCUUGACUUGAAGCGUCAAUAUGGGAGUAUCUUUCGAAUGCCCAGCAUUGCAGGAACCGAUUUGGUACUGACCAUGAAUCAGGACUAUGAAACCGUCUUCCGAAACGAGGGUCAGUAUCCACAUAGGAGAAGCUUCGAGGUUAUGGACUAUUUCAAGAGGGUACACAGGCGGGAGGUAUUCGAUGGCUAUGAUGGUCUGACCUCGGGAAACGGACCGGCUUGGGGAAAAAUGCGAACUGCUGUGAAUCCAAUUCUCCUGCAACCUCGGAACGCCAAGCUUUAUAUGAAGAAUUUGUUGCAAGUCAGUGAUGAGUUUCUGGAACGCAUUCGUAAUAUUCGUGAUCCUGUGACCCAAGAGAUGCCAGAUGAUUUCACUGUGGACAUUCGGCAUUUGGUGAUUGAAUCAAUUUGCUCUGUCGCCUUGAACACACAUCUUGGAUUAUUGGGAGACCAGCGGGAAAAUAAGGAUAUCCAGAAAGUAGUGUUAGCUCUGCAGGAUGUGGUGGAGUUGGGCUUCCAGCUGGACAUGAUGCCGCCCUUUUAAUAUUUGCCCAUGCCUAACUUCAAGAAACUAAUGCGUUCCCUGGAUACCAUUACGGACUUUUGUUAUUUUCACAUAGAGAACGCUUUAAAAAGGAUCGAAGAGGAUGCUAAGGCAGGAAAACUCACAGAGAUUGGCUUGGAGACUAGUCUCCUAGAGAAAUUGGCCCGUUUUGAUCGGCAAACAGCUGUGAUUAUAGCCAUGGAUUUGCUAUUUGCCGGAGCUGAUCCAACCCUAGUAUCCCUGGCUGGAAUUCUGCUAUGCCUUUCCAAGAACCCUGACAAACAGGCUCGACUUCUAGAGGAGAUCAGAGGAAUACUACCCAAAAAGGACUCACCACUGACCAUGGAAAAUAUGAACAGUAUGCCCUAUCUGAGGGCCUGCAUCAAGGAGGGCAUUCGUAUGUAUCCCAUAGGUCCGGGAACCCUUCGUCGAAUGCCCCACGAUGUGGUGCUCAGUGGCUAUAGAGUAGUGGCCGGAACGGAUGUGGGCAUGGCGGCCAAUUACCAGAUGGCCAACAUGGAGGAGUUUGUGCCCCAAGUACGGGAAUUUAUCCCAGAGCGAUGGCUGCGCGAUGAAACCAACUCGAACUCCCAUUUGGUUGGCGAUACAGCCACGCCCUUCAUGUAUCUGCCUUUUGGGUUUGGACCAAGAGCUUGUGCUGGCAAGAGGAUCGUGGAUAUGAUGCUGGAAAUAGCCAUUGCCCGGUUGGUAAGAAACUUUCAGAUUGGUUUCGAAUAUCCCAUAGAAAAUGCCUUCAAAGCCAUUUUUGUACAACCAAAUAUUCCCUUCAAGUUUAAGUUUGUAGAACGCAGUGACUAAUGUCUGUGAUCCUUGGAAUUAAUAUAUUAUUAUUAUAUUAUAAUCUACAUUUAUUUACAAGUUACUAUUAUGAAUGAAUUUUUCCAAUCAUACUUA
Drosophila suzukii is the source of this 1662-nucleotide messenger RNA. NCBI's taxonomy places the organism in Eukaryota, Metazoa, Arthropoda, Insecta, Diptera, Drosophilidae. The record is from RefSeq and is a predicted model, not a curated record.